AGUCCAGUAGAUGGCGGUAAUGUGACAUAACAUUGGUUGUCAACCUCCGUCAAACACCACUGAUGUAGAAUUCGCAAAUCUGGGACGCCCUUGGUCGCGCAGCUGUGAUUUAUUGUGAUGGGCCUGGAGGUAAAGUGAGUGAGUGUGCUCGACUCUAUACAAAUAGUUUAGUGGUGUUGUCUUCAAAUGUCCGUUAUUCGAGUUGAAACGGAUUGGGAGGAGGCAAGAAGCCCAUGACAACAUGAGUCCUCCAGCUGUGCCUGUGGUCCACUGUUGUUGUCGCAGGAACAUCAGGUUACACUCAACAGCUGCAGGGGGCUGCCAGUCUACCACCUCUGUGUUCCUUCAACCUACCACCUCUCUGUGUUCCUUCAGCACGUAUUGAUCUGAUCUGCCCCUGGGCGAUGGUGAGGAGAGGGCAGCACCAUGAAUAGAUACACCACGCUCAGGCAGCUCGGGGAUGGCACCUACGGCUCAGUCAUCCUCGGCCGCAGCCUGGAAUCAGGAGAACUGGUCGCAAUUAAGAAAAUGAAGAGAAAAUUCUACUCAUGGGAGGAAUGCAUGAAUCUUCGUGAAGUCAUAUCCUUGAAGAAACUCAACCAUGCGAAUGUGGUCAAACUCAAGGAGGUUAUACGGGAAAAUGACCACUUGUACUUUGUGUUUGAAUACAUGAAGGAGAACUUGUAUCAACUAAUGAAAGACAGGUCUCGGCUGUUUCCUGAAUCUGCCGUGCGAAAUAUUAUGUUCCAGAUACUGCAGGGAUUAGCUUUUAUUCAUAAGCAUGGAUUUUUUCACAGGGAUAUGAAACCUGAGAAUCUUCUGUGCAUGGGACCAGAGCUUGUGAAAAUAGCUGACUUUGGGCUUGCCCGUGAGAUAAGAUCUCGGCCGCCAUACACAGAUUAUGUUUCAACAAGAUGGUACAGAGCUCCAGAGGUGCUGCUGAGGUCCACCUCGUACAGCUCUCCCAUAGACCAGUGGGCUGUGGGCUGCAUCAUGGCAGAGCUUUACACCCUCAGGCCUCUGUUCCCUGGCUCCAGUGAAGUGGACACCAUCUUCAAAAUCUGCCAAGUCCUGGGAACUCCAAUGAAGAAUGACUGGCUGGAGGGCUUCCAGUUGUCAGCAGCCAUGAAUUUCCGCUGGCCCCAGUGUGUCCCCAGUAAUCUGAGCAGUCUGAUCCCCAACGCCAGUACUGAGGCCAUCCAACUGAUGAGAGACCUACUCCAGUGGGACCCUAAGAAGAGGCCAGCCUCUGCCCAUGCCCUCAGGUACUCCUACUUCUACGUGGGUCAGGCGUUGGGCACACCUCAGCAGAUCCUGGAGCAGGGCAGGCCUCAGCCAGGUCCCCUACCUCCACAGCCACCACAACCAUUACAGCAGCCCCUGCAGCAGCUACAACCACUGCUGCUGCUCAAGCCAGCGCCCCCUCCCCAGCCAGCGCCCCCUUCCCAGCCAGCACCCCCAAAUCAGCAUUUCACCUCGUCCAGGCCCUUGCAACAGAUCCAUCCAGCCCCAGUCUCAGCCCCCACCCCAGUUCCAUCAUACCAGAGGCACUCAAAGCUGUUGCGAGAGCAGCCCAACCGCAUGGUGAAGCAGGAGGAGACUGAGAGGGCCCCACAGACUCGCUUAACUUACGUUGUUGACAAGAGCUUGCAGAGCCAGUUGACCCAGGAGGCUGAGAAUGCCAACUUCUUAAGCUAUCAGAUGAAACCUAAGGGUGGAGGACGCCGGCGAUGGGGCCAUGGCACAGGCCUCCUAAAGGGUGACGAGUGGGAUGACUUUGAGGACUCGGAGCUGACCUCACUAACUUUUCUGGGCAAAACAAAAUUUCCUACAGAAAAACGAAGAGAGGAGACUUUGAGCAGGUACGGAAAUGUUUUGGAUUUUAGCAGCCCCAAAGUUAAGGGGCAGGUGACGACAGGUGACGAUGCACCUUUGAAUCUGAACAAGGCCAUGUCCUACCAGGAGCCUUCGAGGACAGCUUCUGCCAAACAGUAUUACUUGAAGCAGUCAAGAUAUCUACCAGGUUUAAGUACUAAAAAGAAUAUGGCAAUAAAUUCCAACUACAGUGAAAGCAACCUCUGGGGCAGCAACAUUCCUGUUGGAGGAACACUUCCUAACCGAGGCACUCAUGGUUCAAAUACUCUUCCAAGUGGAUAUGUACCGAACUAUUACAAAAAAGAGGUUGGCUCUGCCGGGCAAAGAGUGCAACUCGCACCUAUAGGGGACUCAACAGCAUCAAAUUAUGCAACCUGGAGGUCGUCUAGCAGAAGUCAGAUGGGUGCCUCGUCCUAUGUGCCGUCGCCCACCAAGACUACGCCUGGCCUACGGUCUCGCCCCCCAGCACAGGCCAUCCAUGGACGCACAGACUGGUCUGCCAAAUAUGGACACCGCUAGUGGCCUCUUUGGGACACUUGUGUUAUUUCAGUACUUCAGAUUUGUCUUUUCCCUAUAAAAGGAAAAAUGUAUGUUUUCAUAUCAAAGUAUGUACAUGUUAUACAGCAAUAACCUUGGUUUUGUAUUAAUCUGUGUCUAUAUUGUUCAAUGUACAACUUUUUCAGUGUAUGUGUGUAUUAUAUGGAUAAAUGACCUCUGCAAAA
Messenger RNA from Salvelinus sp. IW2-2015, 2597 nucleotides. RefSeq names its product serine/threonine-protein kinase ICK. NCBI's taxonomy places the organism in Eukaryota, Metazoa, Chordata, Actinopteri, Salmoniformes, Salmonidae. Gene Ontology annotation, molecular function: protein serine/threonine kinase activity; ATP binding. Gene Ontology annotation, biological process: cilium assembly; intraciliary transport; intracellular signal transduction. The record is from RefSeq and is a predicted model, not a curated record. Gene Ontology annotation, cellular component: cilium; nucleus; cytoplasm.